This is a messenger RNA of Paramecium tetraurelia, 669 nucleotides long. RefSeq lists its product as uncharacterized. Gene Ontology annotation, cellular component: nucleus; aminoacyl-tRNA synthetase multienzyme complex; cytoplasm. The transcript has 5 exons. NCBI's taxonomy places the organism in Eukaryota, Ciliophora, Oligohymenophorea, Peniculida, Parameciidae. The record is from RefSeq and is a predicted model, not a curated record. Gene Ontology annotation, biological process: positive regulation of DNA damage response, signal transduction by p53 class mediator.
AUGGAGUUGUUCUUAUCAACAGAUUUAAAUUCAUAAUUCUUAACACUUUUGGCUCAUUAUACCAGAUUGGUUACAACAGGUAGAGUAAAAUUAGUGGUGCUUUCACAUCAAGCAUUAAAAUUAAAUGAGGAAGGUGUAUUAAAAUUCCCAUCGAUUCCUUCAUUGGUGACAGAGGAUGCAUAAAUUUUAUCAAAUGUUUUCUCUAUUGCACAAUAUUUAACUAAUAUUUCAUUUACAGAAAAAAUACUCAUCGGAACAGAUAAUUAAACAUUGGGACAAGUUUUAUAAGUUUUUGAAGCAUAAAGAAAGAUUUAAGGAGAAGAAUUAAUUGAAGCAUUUCUGAAACAUUUAGAAAGCAAAGUAUUUUUUGUUACAAAUCAUGUAACACUAGCGGAUUUGUUUUUAUAUAUUCACACAUAUGAUAUAGUGUCUACAUGGAAUGAUGAACAAAAAGUUGGAAAAUAUGUGCAUUUCUUCAGAUGGUUUAAAUAAGUUCAAGCAUUACCAUAAAUUGCUGAAAUAAACAAAACAUUGGGUAGAGUUGAUGUGAAGCCUGCAUCUCCAUUUGUUGAUAUUUCAUCAACAAGUAAGUAAAAAAAGCAGAAAUGAGAUUAUAUUAUAUUCCUAUUAAAUAUUAGAAACAUGGAAUUUAUGUUAAUUCAAUCAUCA